Molecule: messenger RNA, 4672 nt
Organism: Plectropomus leopardus (leopard coralgrouper)
Lineage: Eukaryota; Metazoa; Chordata; Actinopteri; Perciformes; Serranidae
Source: RefSeq, a predicted model, not a curated record
AUGUGUGGAGAAACGGAGCAGCACACACACCUCCUCCGUCUCUCUCCGUCCGCUUGUUCCCCUGCGCUGCUGCUGCUGCCGCCGCUGCGGGCUGCAUCGGAAACCAGGCCGGAAGAGAGCGGCGGGCAGACGGGCCACAGGAACGCGUUCAACCUGAGUGUGGCGUCAUUCUCAACCCGGCCUCUGACUUACGAGGUUAAUGCAACGAAGAACGAGCCUCGAGCUGCAAGUACGGAUGAGGAGCGACCUACGGAUGUCUGGUUGUACCAUCUGAUGGCGUGGGGGGUGCCUCUGGUCAUGGCCUCUUUGCCACUGCUAAAGGGUUACUACGGCCCCGCAGGAGCCUGGUGCUGGAUCACAGACGAUCACGUAGCCUGGAGAUUUGGGAUAUGGUACGUGCCUCUGUUCAGCCUCAUCUUCCUAAUGAUCUGCUGCUACGCCAGGAUCAUCUGCGUGGCCAAUGCGAGGAUGCAGUCAUGGCUGGGAACUUUCAACCCAGAGAGAGAGAGACGAAAGGUUUCCUUGGCUGAGGAGAUCAAGCCAUUGAAGUGGUAUCCCUCCGUUUACCUGCUGGUGUCCAUCUUUCCCCUCAUCAACAGGCUUCAUAAUGCCUUCUACCCCAAGGAUCCGUCCUUCUCGCUCACCCUGUUGCACGUUUUGUCAGCACCACUACACGGUUUGGCCAAUGCUUUCGUCUUUGGCCUGGAUAGGGACUGGUGGAGCGUACUGAGCCCCACUGGCCUGCAGCUGGCUCUGCAGUCGCGGCUGUGUGACAGGACUCGGAUUGGAGAGUACCACCCCGGGGCGGUGCGCUACACACAGGCUGACCUGGUCGACCUCAGCGAUGACGACGACGAUGACACCAACGUGCUCUUCUACUCCCCUGACAUGACCCUGAAAGACCGAGGGCCCUGAGAGAGAGAGGGAGAGACAAAAGAGCUGGAGAGAAGGAGCACGAAGGAGGGUCACAGCCAGAGAGAGACGCAGCGGAUUAGAAACUGAGAGGCAGGAACAAGAGGUAGGGAGGGAAUGGAAGGGAAGAUUGGGGGGACAGUCAGGCAGAUAGAAGGCGGAGAUGAGCUGUCAGGUUCCAUUAUUAAUCCCCAUCCUUUACUAUUUAAUAUCCUAAAGACACACACACACAUACUGAGCAGGGCUGCAGCUCCCCGCAAUUCUACCACGAGAGAGGAGCGAGAGAGGAGCGGCUCUAAAUAUCCUCCUAAUGUUAAAGGCAUCUGCUGCGUCCCAAAGGUCUUAAAACGAUUUCCCCUCUCUGCACUGCCUUCUUGACUCCUGCAUUCUGCAGCGUUUUGGCAUACCACAAAAAUGAAAGGGAAAAAAAACCAUAAAGAACGGCUGAAAGGCAAUCAUAACAAGGUGUAAGUUUAGCAUUCGCAGCAAUUACCUUUUCACUUCUCUGCAGGGGACGAGGUGAAAAGCAGGCCUUUUUAAAAGCACCCUGUGUGUCAGACGUGAAAGCGUUUACUCUGAGAUUGAUCCUGGUUUUCAACAAUUUUCUUCCCGAUAGGGGGGGAGGAGGAAAUACAGGAGGGGUGGUUUAGAAACAGUGAAGAUGACUUGGUAGGGCAAAUAAGUCCCAAAGGAGUGUCUCCUUUCUCAGACAGUAUUUGUUUUUUUUCUCUUUGCGUAUGGCGUUACUGUUGUUGCAACUUCUGCGCAAGUAAUCCUUUUGAAAGGUUGCUUUUUGUAUUUUUAUGGAAUACUACAUUUGUUUGUUAUACUAUAUUUAUCAUGUACUGUUUAUAUUUAAGUGUACACUCUAUUUUUGUACGUGCCUCGGACUGGAAUGUGAAAUUUGGUCCAAACAUGCUGCUUUCAUGUGAUAUUUGAGCAGAUUCGAUACAUGAAGCCUUAUGAACAACAACAACAACAAAAAAAGCUUUUCGUCAACACAAACACACAACCCAGAUAUUUCCCCUCUCUGUUUUAAACAAAUUCCGCCCAUAUAACCCUCUUUAAACGAAAUAUCUUUGUACACACCACAAUGCAAAAAUGACUGCAAACGUUUGCCAUGUUAGCUAUCUUCAGCAGUCUCAUUGCGAAGAUAGUAGGCUAAAGUUACCUUUUUCAAAAUGACGACUGAAAAUCUCAUCACUGUUGAUUCCCCUUUGAUAUAAAUAUAAAGGAACUCACUCAACAAUAAGAGUAAUGCUCUGGACAUGCAAGGGUGCAGCAGUACUAACUUUAAAGGAACAGUGUUUAAGAUUUAGUGGGAAUUAGUGGCAUCUAAUGGUGAGGAUUGUGAAUUGCAACCAGCUGAAACUUCUCUGGGUUAGGGUUCCUUCAGUGUCCUAUUACUAUGUUUAAAAGGGAUUGUGUUUACUGUGUUUAUGAGAAGUGACCUUAUGAAAUUCACCCUUAUGUGCGUUCCAUUUGAAUGCAGCAUUUGUUGAGGAGGUUUUUACCAGGAGCCGAAAUAUCCACUGAGGUCCCUCUCUCUCCAAAGAAGCAGACCAAGUAAUUUAUACUGGUAAAAACACUGAACAAAGCAUGUUAAAAAAAAACCAAAAUGUAAGUGUUUUUGCGACAUUCUCGUCGCUGAGGGGCUGUUAACCAUGGUGACUAGCGCAAAAAUGCACAUAGUCCUAACUAGAGCCAGUGGUUGGUUUAUCUGUUCUCGACUACUGCAGAAACAUGGCAGUUCCCAUAAUGAGGACCCGUUCCAUAUGUAGAACAUAGUAAUUGUUAUUUUCAAGUGAUUAUACGUGAAAGAUUAUAACAGUUACUAUGUUCUGUUUCUGCCAAUAUAUCCCCCUAAAUCCUACAUCUCUGGACCUUCAGGUUUAAAGUAAACAUUACAACAUGCAGUGCUGAUAAAACAUAAACAAAGCACUAGUCCGCCUUGCAAAUUUGCAAAUCCUAAAAUUGGCAAUGGAAUGGCUUUCCUUACUCUGCCUCUGAUUGGCUUACCCUGAAAUUCUUGCCCAAUCCAAAACCAGUCCCACUCCUCUUGCCUAAACCUGUCCAGUACAACCAACAAAGGCAACAAGAUCUAGCCAAUCACAGGGAGAGUAGGGUGGGACAUUUCUUUUCUAGGGUCAUAGAUGUAUUAAGAGAACUGGAUACAGCAUUGGCGACGGGGCCCCAUUCUUUACUAGCUGCUCAGUAGCUCAUGAAGCAAAAAAAAGCUCUAUUUUCGCGGUAUGACCCGGAUCUUCUGCAUUAUGGGGCCGAAAAGAGGAUGAGCAUUAGACACUUAUGGCAGCUGAAGGCGACCUAGUGACAAACUUCUUUUGGACAAACAGCAAACUUCCGGAUUAGCAGUCUGCUAACUUGAAUGCGGAUAAAAUCAUUUAACCUUGUGGCUCUAGACUUUUCAAAUGUUAUCGGACUGAACAGAUCAAAUCCUAACUGUUCUGGGCCCUAAGGCAACAUGUUAGGGACCUCGAAGAUGUUAUUCCACUUUUGGCCACUAUGUAAAAUUUGCUUCAAGGCCUUGCAUGUGGGGGUUUGGCAAGGAUUUGCCAAGGAUGUAUUAUAGGAAGUCUGGAUACUACGAUGGAGGCUUAGGCGUCAUUCAUUUCUUUGAGAGCUGCUCAUUGGUGUAUGGAGCGGGAAAAAAAGCAGCUCUUUUUCCAGGUAUAAAAUACCCGGAUCUACUGGCCCAUAAGGCAUGCGCAUUAGAGACUUAUAGCUGCCGAGUGUUCCCGAGGAGCUAAAUUCGGCUGGCGGACCGACUGACUUACGGCGCAGUGCUUCGCUACCUUGAAUGGCGAUCUAAAAAAUGUAAUCUUGCGGCUAUCUAGAUUAAAUCUAGAUAGUGAAAUGAGUCGUUUUGCGGGGGGUUGACCCUCACAAAGAAAUAUUUACGGAUUUACAGACAUCUCUUUCCCGAUGAAGUCUUUCUGUGCCAGAGUGCGUCACCUUACGGUGUAAUUCCACUUUUGGCCACUAUGUAAAAUUUGCAUCAGAGCUAUGGGGCACUUCCUGAAGGCUUGACUAGGAUUUGCAAAUUUGCAUCAGCCAUUGUUGCAGUUAUUGUCUCUGGCCAUGCUGAGUACACAAAGCAACAUUUGAGGUACACAAACUGAUGAGUUGACAUCAUCGUUUCUCAAACGCUCUGUUGCACGUGUCGACCUCAGAGUUACAAUUAAAAUAUGUCAGUUUUAGUGACCUAAAACACAGUUUACAUGUAGACGAGAGGCCAAAACACAGAGGAAAUAUUUUCAGUAUCUGUAUACUUGUAGACACCUGUCAAAACAGGGUGGAAACGAUGACACACACUGCACAGCGACAGCCCUUUGAUGGUUCAUCACCUCGUGGCCCUUGUCAGCGGCGCUGAGGGGACGAAGCUGAGGUGUGAUUGGCAGGAUAAUAGAGUCGCUUUAUAUUCAACCUCAGCCCCAUUUGGUUUUCCCUACAUCGAGGUGGUUUCAUCAGAGUCUGUGCGAGCUGCCGGCUGUCAGCUGCCUCUCUGACACGUUGAACUAAUGAACCGACACUUGACCCUUUUUACCCUUGAGUUGUUGAACUUUUCUGCCUGGCGUCAGUGACACCAGAGUGAAACUUUGAGGUUUACAGAGCCUCACCACCAACACUGAAACACACACACACACGCACGUGCCCCUACCCCUCUUUUGGCACUGUUGCUGGUUUUACUUGACUGUGCACUCCAUCAAAUAAAUGAGCAGGAGAGACAUUUCAUAACAAA